Molecule: messenger RNA, 7595 nt
Organism: Sorghum bicolor (sorghum)
Lineage: Eukaryota; Viridiplantae; Streptophyta; Magnoliopsida; Poales; Poaceae
Product: protein CHROMATIN REMODELING 4
Exons: 11
Coding region: 436-7143 (2235 amino acids)
Biological process (GO): chromatin remodeling; negative regulation of transcription by RNA polymerase II
Cellular component (GO): chromatin; nucleus
Molecular function (GO): histone binding; ATP-dependent chromatin remodeler activity; ATP hydrolysis activity
Source: RefSeq, a predicted model, not a curated record
ACCCGCGCACCGUGCGCACCCUCCCCCACGUGUCCCCUCUGCCGCCCGGGGGCCCCGCCUGUCACCCACCGUCCCCGGGGUGGGCAGCCGAAAGCGACGCGUGAAGCGCUCUGCCCUGCCUGCUGCCCUCAGCGUUCGCCUCUCGUCACGCGCCCCCUCCACAACCCCCGAUGCGAUGGGUGCCCCUGCCCCCUCGAUAGCCGCGCCGCUCUCCUGCCCCCGUUCCCCAUUUGCCUCCUCGCCCACCUCCCUGCCCUAGCGCCGCCCUCCCCUAUUCGACCCAACGCCGCCGCCGCCGCAUAGGUCUCGCCGACGCCUCUGCUCCGCCUCGCGGCCUCCGGAGGUGCUACUCGCGCGCGAUCCGCCGCUGCGUCCGUUGCUCCGGCAUCGAUUCGGCGGCGCGGGGAGUAUGUCUCUGGUGCAAGUGUGCUGAAGAUGAAGGAGAGGAGCUCUUUAUGUGAAAGCGCAGCCGAUGGAAACUGGGGUUUGAAAUAUAAAAGAAAAAGAAGCAAAUUAACAAGCCCAUCUAACGAGAAUGAGGCCACCUCACCAACAUCAGACUCUCCAAUGAGUCAUGCUUCCACCAAAAAGAAGUUGAAGCAUGACACUAACAUUUCUCCAUCAGCCAAGAAGAUAAGAGGGCACGAUGGGUAUUUUUUCGAGUGCGUAGAAUGUGAUCUUGGGGGCAAUUUGCUAUGUUGUGAUAGCUGUCCUCGUGUUUACCACUUGGAAUGUCUCAAUCCUCCUCUCAAGCGUGCACCCCCUGGGAACUGGCAAUGUCCAAGAUGCCGUCCAAAAAAAGGUAGCUUGAAGCUGUUGGGUAAUGUAGAGGCUGACACUUCUAAACAUGAAAGAAGUACAAGGAUGUAUGCCGGUACGACAUCAGAUAGUCCACCUUCGCAUACAAAAGUCUCCUUUAAGACCAGGAACUCCACACAAGACAAAACUGGAUCAAACGAACAAGGAAAACACUCAUCUGGUGGCACAAUGAAGGGGGGUGACUCCGGUAUGAAGAAUAAUGAAGUUGAGAAAAAGAAGACACUGAUAUUACAUUUGAAGAAGCGCUCAACCAAGGAAUUAUCAGAGAAUGCUAAAUCCUCAAAGACAGAAUUUGUUGGAGAACCUUCAGAAGAGAAAACUGUUAAACAUGGAAGUGUUUUGAAACUGAAGAAACAUCCACACCGUAUGGACUUGUCUCCAAAUAAAUCUAAAAGCAGGAGGCAAAAUAGUCAGAGAGAGAGUAAAAGAUCUGGCACAAAAAAGCUUAAAUAUUCAACGUCCGAUGAUGACAGUGUUUCCUCAUCAGAACCAUCGACAUCUCUUGAUAACAGUGAGUCACCACCAAAAAGAAAACCCUCGGAUGGAAAAGCACCUUCAUCCAGUACCAAGAAAGGGAAAAAGAAAGUGAAAUUUGUUGAGAAAAAGCACUCUGAGGGUGACGCUCAUGUACCUGCAAACAUGUUGCAGGAGCAGGGUGUGGCAGGAGACAAAAUAACGACUCCCCAGGAGGAUCAGCAGGUCGAUCGCAUCCUAGGCUGUCGGCUUCAGACGAGCCAAAUCAACCCAACGUCCCAUGCUUCAUUGGAGCAGUUUGAAUCAGCUAAUCUCAAGGUGGAUGGUAUGGAGUCUUCUAGAAAUGGUACAGUGGAGGAUGUAUGUGCUGAUGGAUCAGCCAAUCAUAGUGGUCACAGUUUGGAAAUGCAAAAGGAUAGGAACAGUAAAUCCCAUGAAAAGGAGACAAUUAAGCAAGAACAAGCAAAGAAGAUAUUAUCAGUAUGUUCUGGUGAUGAGACCAGUAUAAUGAAAGAUGAUCAAGUAGACAGAGAGAAUGUUUCACCUUCCAAAAAAGGUGAAGAUGAGACAAGAACUGAUUUGCCAGCAGAAAAGGAUGAUACCAAACUUGCAGUCACUAGAGCUGAUACAAUGGUCAGGACCAAUCAAGAGCAUACCGAUGAAAGUAAGCAGCAUGGAAAAAUAGAAGAAAUAACAGAUAAGGACUACAACGAUGCUGGAUAUGAGUUCUUGAUCAAAUGGGUUGGAAAAUCAAAUAUCCACAACAGCUGGGUUGCUGAAUCCGAGGUAAAAAUAUUAGCAAAAAGGAAACUAGAAAACUAUAAAGCGAAGUAUGGAACGAGUUUGAUAAACAUUUGUAAGGAACAGUGGUGCCAGCCACAACGAGUUAUUGCUCUUCGUGCUUCUGUAGAUGAAGUGGAAGAGGCUUUAAUCAAAUGGUGUGGUCUUCCUUAUGAUGAAUGCACCUGGGAAAGAAUAGAUGAACCUACCCUGAUGAAAUAUAGCCAUUUGGUCACUCAGUUCAAGAAUUUUGAAUGCCAGGCUUUGGAUAAAGAUAUGGUAAAAGAUUAUGCAAACACAAGGAACCGACAGGAGCUUAAUGUGUUAGUUGAUCAGCCAAAAGAACUUCAGGGCGGCAUGCUCUUCCCUCAUCAACUGGAAGCCUUGAACUGGCUACGUAAAUGCUGGUACAAGUCAAAAAAUGUUAUCCUUGCUGAUGAGAUGGGUCUUGGAAAGACAGUGUCAGCUUGUGCUUUUCUAUCAUCCCUAUGUUGUGAAUUUAAGAUUAGUUUGCCAUGUCUUGUCUUGGUUCCUCUUUCUACAAUGCCCAACUGGAUGGCUGAAUUUGCAUCUUGGGCUCCUCAUUUAAAUGUUGUGGAGUAUCAUGGUUCUGCAAGGUCAAGAUCUAUCAUUCGCCAGUAUGAGUGGCAUGCGGGCGAUGCAAGCCAGAUUGGCAAAACAAAGAGAUCAUACAAGUUUAAUGUUUUGCUUACAACUUACGAAAUGGUGCUUGUUGAUGCUGCAUAUCUUCGUUCCGUCUCAUGGGAAGUUCUUAUAGUUGACGAGGGACAUCGUCUGAAGAAUUCUAGCAGCAAACUCUUCAGUUUACUUAAUUCAUUAUCAUUUCAGCACAGAGUUUUGUUGACUGGAACUCCCUUACAGAACAACAUUGGUGAAAUGUAUAACUUACUGAACUUCUUACAGCCUACUUCUUUCCCUUCUCUAUCAUCAUUUGAGGAGAAGUUUAAUGACCUUACAACAGCAGAAAAAGUAGAGGAGCUGAAGAAACUUGUAGCUCCUCAUAUGCUUAGGAGGUUGAAAAAAGAUGCCAUGCAAAACAUCCCCCCAAAGACAGAGCGAAUGGUACCUGUUGAAUUGACAUCAAUCCAGGCUGAAUACUACCGUGCUAUGCUUACAAAGAACUAUCAAGUACUGCGCAACAUUGGAAAAGGUGGUGCUCACCAGUCUUUAUUGAACAUAGUAAUGCAGCUUCGGAAAGUCUGCAACCAUCCGUAUCUUAUUCCUGGAACUGAACCUGAAUCUGGUUCACCUGAGUUUCUGCAUGAUAUGCGCAUAAAGGCCUCAGCAAAGCUAGCUUUGUUGCACUCUAUGCUAAAAAUAUUACACAAGGAAGGCCAUCGUGUCCUUAUUUUCUCGCAGAUGACAAAACUUCUUGACAUCCUUGAAGAUUAUCUGACUUUAGAAUUCGGUCCUAAAACAUUUGAAAGGGUUGAUGGCUCGGUAUCUGUGGCGGAGCGCCAGGCAGCGAUUGCUCGCUUUAACCAGGAUAAGACACGUUUUGUUUUCUUGCUGUCUACACGAUCAUGUGGACUUGGUAUUAAUUUGGCAACUGCAGAUACUGUUAUCAUAUAUGAUUCGGAUUUCAACCCACAUGCUGAUAUACAGGCGAUGAACAGGGCACACAGAAUUGGGCAAUCGAACAGACUUCUGGUUUAUAGGCUUGUAGUACGUGCUAGUGUUGAAGAGCGUAUCUUGCAAUUAGCCAAGAAGAAAUUGAUGCUUGAUCAACUUUUCGUUAACAAAUCAGAAUCACAGAAAGAAGUGGAAGAUAUCAUUCGCUGGGGUACAGAGGAACUCUUUGGGAGUAGUGACAGUGUGGAUGAUAAAGAUAGCAAUGAAGCCUCAGGUCCUGUUGCUGAUGUUGAAUUUAAGCAUAGAAGAAAAACCGGUGGCCUAGGUGAUGUUUAUGAGGACAAAUGUAUUGGUGGUUCUACCAAACUUGUUUGGGAUGAAAAUGCUAUUUUGAAGCUGCUUGAUAGAUCAAACCUUCCAUCAUCACUGGCCGAAGGUACUGAUGGGGACUUGGACAAUGAUAUGCUUGGUACUGUGAAGUCAAUAGAUUGGAACGAUGAGCUGAAUGACGACCCUGGUGCCAAUGAGGAUAUUGCACCUAUUGAUAAUGAUGGGAGCGAGCAAGCAUCUGAAUCAAAGCAAGGUGCUACUAAUCGUUCAGAAGAAAAUGAAUGGGAUAAACUUUUACGUGUCAGAUGGGAGCAAUAUCAAAUAGAGGAGGAGGCAUCUCUUGGCCGAGGCAAACGUUUAAGGAAGGCUGUUUCUUACAGAGAGACAUUCGCAACACUUCCUAAUGAAGCUUUAAGUGAGGACUCUGAUGAGGGAGAUGAACCAAAGAGAGAAUAUACAGCAGCUGGACUGGCCUUGAAGGAAAAAUAUGGAAAGCUUCGAGCUAGACAAAAGGAAAGGAUUGCCCAGCGGCACAUUAUCAAAAACUAUGCUGAUGAUAAUCUUGAAGAGUUCAUGACUGCAUACGACUCUAUUGCUAAUGGACCUGCUGAAAAUCCCUUGAUAAUCGUAGAAGAUCCAAAUUCUUCACAGCUAUCUGGUGCGAAACGUUUUAGUGAAUCAACUGGAGAAAUGAGGCAAUCCUCCAAGAAAUCAAAGAGAUAUUCUGAUAUCCCUCAAGAUAUUUAUGCCAGAAUUCCUGGUAAUGCUGCUUCAUCCAAGCACCACUCAAAGGCCACCGAUGUCUUCAAUCCAGGGACCCCAGAUCACCUGCUACCUGUACUUGGCCUUUGUGCUCCAAAUGCUGAUCAGGUGAACUCAUACAAAAACUCACUUUGUGCACCAAGCAUAAAGGAGCAUAAAAGGGCUAGUGGUGACAUAGUCAACAAACAACUGUCAACUUCUGCUGACCAUUCUAAUGAGCAUAGAAAUGAAGCUCAACCAGCUUCUGAUAAGGCCAUCUUUCCUGGUGCAUCUGAGGAGGCUUUGCGAAGGAUAAGUAACAUGAUUCCAGAAAGUUAUUUUCCCUUCAGUCAUAUUCCUCCUGUAUCAGGGAAGGGGGUUGAUCCUGUUGAAAAUCCUGGACCCUCCAUUGCGUCAUUUCAAGGGAAAUUGGGUCUUCCAAACUUCAGUCUGGAAGACAACACUCCACUUAAGCAUAUUAAACCUGUACCUGAUAUAUUUCCUAACCUGUCACUGGGUGCUCAUAAGGAUUAUAUUCGUAGUUCUGUCCCAGAGUUGCCAGAGAGUUCAUUGUUACCAAACUUCAUGGCAGAUAUUGCUGGUACUUCGAAGCAAAAGUCAUUUAUGUCUGGUCUACUUCCUGGGCUGGGUCUUAGUCCAGGGCAACCAAUCCAUUCGGCUAUGCCUGAUAAUCACAAGAAAGUCUUGGACAACAUAAUGAUGCGUGCUCAGUAUGCCUCAAACAAAUUCUUGAAGAAGAGAUCAAAACUAGAUUAUUGGUCAGAGGAUGAACUUGAUGCUCUGUGGAUAGGAGUUCGUAGGCAUGGAAGAGGAAAUUGGGAUGCUAUGCUUAGAGAUCCAAAGUUGAAGUUUUUGAACAACCGAACUAGUGAAGAGCUGGCCUCAAGAUGGAUUUUGGAGGAGCAAAAGAUUAUUGAUGAACCUAUGUCUACAGCCACCAGACGUUCUAACUCAACAGCUUUCCCGGGAAUAUCUGAUGCAAUGAUGUCUCGGGCGCUGAAUGAAAGUAAUUUCUCUAAAAUGAGGAUGGAGCAGCCUAAAUUGCAGUCCCACUUAACUGAUAUUCAGUUAGGUUCUAGUGAUAUCCUAUCCAGAUUUCCACAUAUUGAGGCUGCUAAUUACAUUAACUCAGGGGAGGGUGGCACACCUCAGAUACCAUGGCAGGAUUUCAAGCAUAGAUCAAGUUAUGGUGGAGAUUUUCAUGGCGGUGCAUUUGACAAGUUGGAGAAACCUGAUGUUGGACCGAUCCCGCCAUUUAUGCCAAAUCCUUUCAUGACUGAUAGCAUUGGUUCACUUCCCAUAAACAGAAAAAACAAUAGUUCCAUUCCACAUAGUGAAAUCAGAUCAAGUUCUCGUGAGAACAUUCAUCUUUCUGGUGUUUCGGAUGGACAGAUCAACUUGCUUCAUGAGAUGCAGCGUCGUGUGAGGUCAGGCAAACAACCCAUGGAGAUGAAUCUCAACCACAUAGACCACUCAAAUUCUCAGCUUGAUAAUACUAGUGACCUCGGAGGUUUAAAAUCAAACAAGUUACCUCAUUGGCUUCAGGAGGCUGUACGUGCUCCUUCAUCUAAGCCACCUGAACGAGAGCUACCAGCAACUGUUUCAGCAAUUGCUCAGUCCGUAUGCCUUCUUCUUGGAGAACAAGAACCAUCAAUACCUCCAUUCUUGAUCCCGGAAGCCCCUCUUUCUCGCCCAAAAGAUCCAAGGAUUAAUUCAAAGAAAAGGAAACUCCGCAAAGCUCAGCAAUCUACCUCUCAUGUAGAGCAUUCCAAAAUUGGUUCUGGUGAAGGUGAUUGCAUCACUACCCCUGCACCCCCAUCCCUUGAAGCUAUAGCCACGCCUUCUGUCCAUUGCAAUGAUGGUGCACCUUCACUCAACUUGAACUCUGCAUCGUUGUCAUCUUUAGCUGGCAGCAAGGGGCAAGAUGAGUUACCUCCCACAUUUGAAGAAUCAAACCAAACCGUGGAUUGUUCAGAAGCUCUUGCAGCCAAGUUGGAGGCUCCUGAAAUUGCUUGUCAGAUAACUAGUUCCUCUCCAGUAGAUGACAAAGCUAGCGAAUCUUCUGGAUCACCAGUGAAGGAUACUCCUGACGCUGGAGUCAGAUUGCAAGGAUCAGAUAACUCGGCUAUGGCAUUUUCUGCGCUCCCACUUGUUGAUGAAGCACCUGGAACAAGCAGCAGAGCAGCUGGCAUGCCUGUGGCAUGUGAUUGCAAUGACUUGAAAGAGGAUGUUCCACUAGACAACGCUGAAAGCACCGGGAACCUGGAGGAGCCGACGGAUGAACUCACUCUUGUGGACACGGAUGCUGUCGUCGCAUCAACUUUUUUAUCUGCUAAAACAGCCAACGAAGAUAGAGUGGAUGAAAUGACCUCAGAUGAGCAUUAGACUCGAGCCAGUUUGCUCGACAUUCCUUUCUCUUCCGUUCAGCAAAACACUGGGAUUUUCCCUCUCCCAAUGUUUCCAGUGUUAAUGAUAUUAUGUUGUGUAAUGCUUUAGAUCUUAUGUUGUGUAAUGCUUUAGUGCAGAGUGCAGAUAGGAUAAAAUCCAAGGACUAGUGGUACUUCUUAGCAGCAGUAGUUGGACACUAGUCCGUCGGGAGCAACUCUUGGAAACCUGUAUACAAGAAAUGUAUAUUUUGCUAACAUGGUGUUGGUUGGGUGUGUAGACUGUAGACCGUUAUUCAUUUAUUUAUGCGUAUAUGGUCGAGUAAUUUGCCGUCUGUCUAGCGGUGGCUGUAAGAGUAGACAUGAUGUCAUGAUGAUGAUGAUAUUACCUCGCCAUGAGUGGUAGCCUGAUAGAACAUGGAACUCACUGUCCCCAGCUGUUGUUAAUUUUAA